UCCAAAUAAGUGUGUGUCAGUGUAGUGCUUCUUCCCAAAUAAGUGUGUGUAAGUGUUGAGCUUCUUCGCAAAUAAGUGUGAGUCAGUGUAGUGCUUCUUCACAAAUAAGUGUGUGUCAGUGUAGUGCUUCUUCCCAAAUAAGUGUGUGUCAGUGUAGUGCUUCUUCCCAAAUAAGUGUGUAUCUGUGUAGUGCUUCUUCCCAAAUAGGUGUGUGUCUGUGUAGUGCUUCUUCCCAAAUAUGUGUGUGUAGUGUAGUGCUUCUUCCCAAAUAAGAGUGUGUAGGUGUUGAGCUCCUUCGCAAAUAAGUGUGAGUCAGUGUAGUGCUUCUUCCCAAAUAUGUGUGUCUAGUGUAGUGCUUCUUCCCAAAUAAGUGUGUGUCAGUGUAGUGCUUCUUCCCAAAUAAGAGUGUGUAAGUGUUGAGCUUCUUCGCAAAUAAGUGUGAGUCAGUGUAGUGCUUCCUCCCAAAUAGGUGUGUGUCUGUGUAAUGCUUCUUCCCAAAUAAGUGAGCGUCAGUGUAGUGCUUCUUCCAAAAUAAGUGAGUGUCAGUGUAGUGAUUCUUCCCAAAUAAGUGUGUGUCGGUGUAGUGCUUCUUCCCAAAUAGGUGUGUGUCAGUGUAGUGCUUCUUCCCAAAUACCUGUGUGUCAGUGUAGUGCUCUUCCCAAAUGAGUGUGUGUCUGUGUAGUGCUACUUCCCAAAUAAGUGUGUGUCUGUGUAGUGCUUCUUCCCAAAUAGGUGUGUGUCUGUGUACUGUUUCUUCCCAAAUAGAUGUGUGUCUGUGUCGUGCUUCUUCACAAAUAAGUGUGUGUCAGUGUAGUGCUUCUUGCCAAAUAAGUGUGUGUCAGUGUAGUGCUUCUUUCCAAAUAAGUGUGUGUAAGUGUCGAGCUUCAUCGCAAAUAAGUUUGAGUCAGUGUAGUGCUUCUUCCCAAAUAAGUGUGUGUCAGUGUAGUGCUUUUUCCAGAAUAAGUGUGUGUCAGUGUAGUGCUUCUUCCCAAAUAAGUGUGUGUCAGUGUAGUGCUUCUUCCCAAGUAAGUGCGUGUCUGUGUACUGCUUCUUCCCAAAUAAGUGUGUGUCUGUGUAGUGCUUAUUCCCAAAUAGGUGUGUGUCUGUGUAGUGCUUAUUCCCAAAUAGGUGUAUGUCAGUGUAGUGCUUCUUCCCAAAUAGGUGUGUGUCUGUGUAGUGCUUCUUCCGAAAUAGGUGUGUGCCUGUUUAGUGCUUCUUCCCAAAUAGGUGUGUGUCAGUGUAGUGCUUCUUCCCAAAUAGGUGUGUGUCUGUGUAGUGCUUCUUCCCAAAUAAGUGUGUGUCUGUGUAGUGCUUCUUCCCAAAUAUGUGUGUGUCAGUAUAGUGCUUCUUCCCAAAUAGGUGUUUGUCAGUGUAGUCCUUCUUCCCAAAUAAGUGUGUGUCCGUGUAGUGCUUCUUCCCAAAUAGGUGUGUGUCAGUGUAGUGCUUCUUCCCAAAUAGGUGUGUGUCUGUGUAGUGCUUCUUCCCAAAUAGGUGUGUGUCUGUGUAGUGCUUCUUCCCAAAUAGGUGUGUGUCUGUGUCGUGCUUCUUCCCAAAUAGGUGUGUGUCAGUGUAGUACUUCUUCCCAAAUAAGUGUGUGUCAUUGUAGUGCUUCUUCCCAAAUAAGUGUGUGUAAGUGUCGAGCUUCUUCCCAAAUAAGUGUGUGUCUGUGUAGUGCUUCUUCCCAAAUUGUGCUCCUUCCCAAAUAG
Molecule: messenger RNA, 1706 nt
Organism: Schistocerca gregaria
Lineage: Eukaryota; Metazoa; Arthropoda; Insecta; Orthoptera; Acrididae
Product: integrin beta-7-like
Exons: 4
Coding region: 663-1706 (347 amino acids)
Source: RefSeq, a predicted model, not a curated record